This is a messenger RNA of Neoarius graeffei (lesser salmon catfish), 3178 nucleotides long. Its product is annotated as deoxyribodipyrimidine photo-lyase-like. Lineage: Eukaryota; Metazoa; Chordata; Actinopteri; Siluriformes; Ariidae. Gene Ontology annotation, biological process: photoreactive repair. The transcript is spliced from 3 exons. The record is from RefSeq and is a predicted model, not a curated record. Gene Ontology annotation, molecular function: deoxyribodipyrimidine photo-lyase activity. The coding region runs from base 2121 to 2675 and encodes 184 amino acids.
UACUUGUAGCUGUUACCAGGCAGUUUUGUAUCAAAUGUGAGACAGGAACUUGUUCAUGUCUAGUAAAUAGUACUCUUUGCAUGUAUCUGAUCCAAAGUGUCCUGAGAAUCAGUAUAUUGUCUAAGCCUUUUUUGCUGUGUGCAACACUAGUUUUCACAUACUUUUAUGGACACUGAUUUGCAAAUUGUAAAUACAUUUUGGCUUUGUUGAUGCCAAUAUGAUCACAUGACCUCUUGGUAUUGGAUGGGUCAAGUUUAAAACACUCAUCAGGGUGAUGGGGGUUCUUCUCCUUCCUGGUAAAGUCUUUGUGCUAUUAAGCUGCUGGGUCUGCUUCCAUGUUUGCUUCCUGUUCUGAAAAUGUUUAGUUGAUCAUCCUUAACUUCCGAAUGGGAAGCUUUAUAUUAUAUAAAUGUAGGUAAGUGUUGCAUGUAGAGGGACCAAUGACUUCCUAAUCUGGACAGGAAUAAAAUCCUAGAUACAUUAGUAGUGAUUACCCCCUUCAAAACAAAUCCAUUCCAAAGAGGGCUUUAGAGUCUAAUAUAAAGUGUAUUAAAGCUGAUGUUUGGGGGGGAAAAAUGAGGUGCUUCAGAAAAGAAACAGGACUGGGGUUGCAGAUUUGUCAAAUCCAAGCUACAAGUUUUUCCCCUUCAAAAUAAUCCCCCUCGAGUUUAAUGCACUCUCCCAUCCUCCUCCACCAUGCACUCCUGGAAGGAUUCUCCCAGGAUUCUCUGCAAGUGCUGUCGUCAUGGCCCUCUUGAUGGCUUCCAAGUUUGGAAAACGGGUCCCCUUGAGCUUGGUGGGGGGGAAUCGCACGGAGCCAGGUCAGGUGAGUAGGGAGGUUGCUCCAGCACGGUGAUUGAUGUUCUUGGCAAGGAACUGCUGGAUGCUUCGGGCGUCGUGAGUUGGCGUAUUGUUGUGGUGAAGCAGCCACGAGUUGUCCUGCCACAACUCGCCUCUUCUUGCGCACUGAACGAAGCAAAUGCCACAGGAUCUCUUUGUAGACAUGUUGGUUGAUCGUUUGACCCUGUAGCCAGAGGCGAUUCUAGAGUCUCUUGUGGCUCCAAGCAAAAAUUUCCAGGGGGCCCCGACCAGUGUUCAUCACCAAUACAUUAUAAAUAAUCUGACACCAUCGAAAAAUGUAUGAAACCAAAGUUUUUAAAAUUCCAAAUGUGAAAAUACAGCGGUAAAGAACAAUAAAAAGCAAAAACAAGCCCUUGGGCCCCGACUCUCGGGGGGCCAGGGGGCCCCAAGCAGUUGCCUGUUCACAAGCUGCACAUCUGCCUGUGGCAAGAACUCUGUGGAUGAUACCCCUCACGUCAAAGUCCUGUUACUUUUCUGACACGCCUCAUAACGCAGGCUGACCCAAGAACUCUUCAGGUUUGAUGGUCUUGCGUUUAGCUAGUCUAGGCACGUUUGUUUUCUGCUUUCUACUAUUGGUUGAAUCAAAUGUAUACUGAAUAAUUCUGUAUGGAAGUGCCUCAGCAAAAAAAAACUUUUUCCAGAAGGAUUUCAACUCCUCCAGAACAGAAGCCAGCUGAUAAACAAAAUCCCAUGUUACUGAUGCUUUAUUUUUUCUGUUUUCUCCUGGGGUGCGUAAAGAUUGGGUUUCUGUGUAACAAACAGUAUUUCAACACCUACAGCACAGUCAAGGUAGGUGCUUUUUUUAAAACCUCUUUUUUUUACACAUUUUAAACAUCUGUGCUGCUUUUUAAAACCUCUUUUUUUUACACAUUUUAAACAUCUGUGCUGCUUUUUAAAACCUCUUUUUUACACAUUUUAAACAUCUGUGCUUUUUAAAACCUCUUUUUACACAUUUUAAACAUCUGUGCUUUUUAAAACCUCUUUUUACACAUUUUAAACAUCUGUGCUUUUUAAAACAUCUUGUUUUACACAUUUUAAACAUCUCAUAGCAUCGUUAGCUAGCACCUCUUGGCAGACAACACACUGUGGCAGUGGAGCAUCUUCAGAUCCAGUCCAUGAAAAUCCAAACUUUAAAUAAUCGUGGUCAUACUUCCUUCUUUUUUUGCUUGGCCCAGACUCUGUCUCCUCACUCACUGUAGCUUUAGGUACUAAAAAUCAAUCCAUUUUGUCUCUGGCAAAGGCUAGCUGAAGUUCGCUAAAUGUCCGCAAUAGUAACUUAUUCUGGUUUAUUUUUCCUCACGUUUGCGCCCCCCCUGAAGAACUCUGGCGCGCCCCACACUUUGAAAAGCCCUGCUUUAGUGUGCCGCUGUGUUGCGUUCUCAGGUGCGUAUGACUGGGCGAAGAAGACGCUGCAGGAUCAUGCUAAAGACGCCCGGCCUUACCUGUACACACGAGAGCAACUGGAGAACGCAGACACGCAUGACCAGCUAUGGAACGCUGCACAGAGGCAGCUGGUGUUGGAGGGGAAGAUGCAAGGGUUCAUGCGCAUGUACUGGGCUAAGAAGAUCCUGGAGUGGACGGCUUCACCCGAGGAGGCCGUGAACAUCUCCAUCUACCUCAACGAUCGCUACUCGCUGGACGGCUGCGACCCGAGCGGAUACGUGGGCUGUAUGUGGUCCAUCUGUGGGAUUCAUGAUCAGGGCUGGUCCGAGAGGCCCGUUUUCGGUAAAGUGCGCUACAUGAACUAUGCAGGCUGCAAGCGCAAGUUCGAUGUGGGCCAGUUCGAGAGGAGAUACGCUGGGAAGAAGGCUUGAGACGUGCAGACACGCGGGUGUUUUUAUCUUUUGUAUAUCUUCAUUAGGGCUUGUCGAAGGCUUGUGUUUUGCCAGUUUGAUUCAUUUUGAGUUUUAUGUUGCUUUAAGUCUCAGCUUUCUCUUAAAACUGGCAGGGUGUGUAUACUUUGUGUGUAUAAAACCUCGUAUUGACGUUUUUGUUAAACAUCAGGAAACGGGUUUCACAUGGUUCCUUUAGAAAGAUAAAAUCUAAGUAAGUGAGAGAUGUUUGUGAGGGUUUUUCUCGCUGUAACUGGAUCAGUUUAAUUAACACAUCAAGUCGAAGUACAGAGUAACUGUCACACUGGCCGCAUUCAUGGAUUACAAAAAAUGCAUAAACCAUUCAUUUAGAGUCAUAUAAUACGUAGAUUUUAAGGAUUUUCAUGGAACAGUUGUUUCAUUUUCUUCUUCUUCAGUAGUAGGGUUGUAAAGAUGUACAGUGCCUUGCAAAAGUAUUCAUCCCCCUUGGUGUUUGUCCUGUUUUG